Messenger RNA from Numida meleagris (helmeted guineafowl), 5304 nucleotides. RefSeq names its product MANSC domain containing 1 (gene MANSC1). NCBI's taxonomy places the organism in Eukaryota, Metazoa, Chordata, Aves, Galliformes, Numididae. The record is from RefSeq and is a predicted model, not a curated record. The coding region runs from base 119 to 1459 and encodes 446 amino acids. The transcript is spliced from 3 exons.
CCUCAGAGGCGGUGCCCAGCCGCCGCGCCCCUUGUCCCGGACGCGCGGCAGCCGGCGGCCCAGGAGCGGGCGGGCGUUGUGAGCGACGGGCCGCAGGCGGGCGGGCGGCCGGCUGGCCAUGGAGGUACGUGGUCUCCCGCUCUGUCUGCUGGCCGUCACUUGCGCGGUGCCUGCGCUGAGCCUGGGCCAGGGCUGUGCCGCGCAGCGAAUGGACAACGCCAUCAUCGAUAUAAACUUGUCUCUCCCCAUGGGUAUCCGAGGUGUGGAACCGGUGCACAUUUCAACACCAGAGGCUUGUAUACAUGCCUGCUGCUUGGGAAAAAAGCUGUCAGGAGACAAGAAAUGUAACUUUGUGAUUUUUGAUGCUCAAAGGGCAAGCACACAGCCAAACUGCUACCUGUUUCAUUGCCCUAGCACAGAGGCUUGUCUGAUGAAACGUGCAAUGGGACUUGUGAGCUACAAGAUAGGUCAAGACACCGAUGCCCUGGAGGACACAUCCUUCAAAAAUGAGGACUUUCAUUCAAAUGAACGCUCUAUACCUUCAGAUGCCAGAACUUUUAUUUCUCAAAGUCAGGCUAGCCAUCAGAAUCGUACCACUGCUUUGCAACAAUUUGUUUUUCAUCAGGCAUCUGAAGUCCUCAACCAUACGGCCAAGCAUGUAGACAACACUGAAUUUCGUACUAUUUUUCCUGAAUCACAAUGGGCAGACAAUCCCAAGAGCUUAGACCCCUUGCCAAGGCAGACAGUAAUUAAUCCACCACCAAAUACAUCAUCUGCUGUUCAAAUUGGAAACCCUUCUGCUUUGUUUUCCACCACUCAGUCUAGUGUUCCCAGUCCCAGCAGUACUACUGUUACUCCUUUGCCUACAAGUACUGUCAGACUGAAAUCUUAUACAACUUCUUUGCUUAUAGGUGGUGCCAAACCUAGUACUGUCACCACAACAACCACCUUUAUGCUUACUGCAAGAGCUGAACCUGGUAUCCCUGCUGCCAGUAUUGCUGCUACUCACGUUCUUUCCAGUCCCACAACUUCUGCUUCUACUUCUACAGCCAAGUGGGUGACCUCUAAUCCCGUAACAGCCACCAGCUCAGCAGGGCUCAGAAGUUCAUCCAUCCCUCCUGAGCCAACAGUUGUCUCUACCAAUUAUACCAGCCGUGUUACCUUUGUCUCUUUUUCAGGUUUUGCUCUGUCUUCUAUUGCUUCCCCCAUAGCUUCCCAAAACAACCAUCAGGAUUAUGACCCAUCUGAUUCAGAAGGCAACCUCUCAGAGAAUGUUCAGACAAGAAAAGGCUUUGUUCAGCUGGAAGACAAAAGCAGACUUGUAGCGGCUUUACUUUUUGGCGUGAUAUUCUUGCUGUUAGUUAUUGCACUCAUGGGGAAGAAAAUGCAUGAAUCUCUUCAGAAGAGACAAUAUACCAGGUUAGAUUACUUGAUCAAUGGAAUGUAUGCUGAUGUGUGAUGGGGCAUAGGGAAUAGAUUGUUGGGAGCAUUUAUUAUCUUUGAAAGAACUACUCUGAAAGUGAAGGGCAGAUAUGAAAUCUCAAAAAACGAUGCAUUCCUUUUUUUGUCACCAGUGGCCAGAUCGUUUUGGUGGGGAAGAGAACUGCUAUUUCCAUGUGGAAAUACAAUGUCUAUAGUUUGAUUUAGUAUCAAAUUCUGAAUAUAAACCCUCAAGCUAAGCAAAAAAGUUCUCGUAUUUAAGGAGAAAAUAAUUUCAAGAGUGUAUUCUGUGACUAGAUUAGCAGAAUAGAAUUCAACCUAAUUAGUUGAGUACCUGUGCAGCACACGAGCACUUUCAAUGCUAUUUGCCUCCAAAUACAUCAGUGUUACACAGGUCUGGCAUCAUGUAACUGUAUAUGGCAUCCUAUAUACUCUAUCUGAACCUUAAAUGAGUAUUGGAUAGUAGUAUAUAGCAUCCAAAUGGCUUUAAGUACAAAGAGUAAACUAAUAUCCAUAACAUACUUAGCUUAACUUUCCUUAACUACAUCAUGUUUAUUGACAUUUAUCUUGAAUGCUUUCGUGUGCAUACAUCAUAAGCUAUACUUUACGCACUGCAAAUUUAAGUUUGCCUUUUCUGAAGAGAUCACCAUCCUCUUGCACACUGAUUUUUUGCAGGACAUGUCAAAUAGUUUUUAUCGUAUUUAGUUAAAGCUGGAAUCAGUUUUUUUUCAUGACAAAUAGCAUGACCAAGUGAUUUGGCAUAUGCACAAGAAUCUGUUCUAAUAUACAUAAACCUAUAACAGCUGAAACUUAAGACUUAAUUGUAGAGCAGAUGGAAACUUGGGAAGGAACUGAGCAAAGACAACAGCUGUGUUAUUAGCAGAAGACACAGAAAAAGUAUGGUCUCCGGUUCCUGAACAUCUAGACAGAUCGAAGGGAAUUAAGAAAGUAUUAAGUAACGUUGAUGGAUGUGUUGUACAAGAGUCCUAAACUCAGUGAUAUUUCCUAUGGUCAGAGAAGCAUUAUCUUCAAACAACUUUGCAUUAUCUUUCUGCUUCUAGCAUUCUUUUACUGCCCUCACCAGGCUAGUGGCUCAUAAAAGCACUGCUUGAAACAGGGCUAGAGUUGUUAGAAACACACACAGAAUCGCAGGUCCUCAAGGGAUCAUUGAGUCCAGUCCUUCUGCUAAAGUGGAACAUACAGGUCCUAGAUGGGUCUUGAGUAUCUCCAUUGAAGGAGACUCCACAACCUCUGGGCAACCUGUUCCAAUGCUCCAUCACCCUUACCGUAAAAAAAAGUUCUUCUGUAUGUUGGUAUGGAAUAUCCUAUGUACAAGUUUUAGACCAUUUCUCCUUGUACUGUCUCUGCACACCACUGAGAAGACCCUGGCCUCAUCCAUUUGCCUUCAACCUCCCUUUAGAGAUUUUUUGUAAACAUUAAUCAUAGCUCUAGAACUCUACAUGUUCUCAAAGCAUGUCUUUUUUACUUCUGGGAUCAUGUUCAUAUGACUGGUAAUAAGCACAGCUGCCCUAUGUUUCCAUGCGUCUGGAAUGAGAGGCAAGUGAGAGUGCCUGUAAGCAUCCACUGUUUCAACCUCCAGUUCAUAUUACAUUUUUCCACACCAUCACCAGUCUUAACCUGUUUUUAGAAUGAAACCCUAGAUAUCGAAGUAUCUGUGGCAGGCAGCAUAAUCAACUACAAACAUUGGGAUAGAGAAGGAAAGGUGCCUUAUGAAAAGAAGCAAAUAAUUACAUUACAAAAUAUGAAAAGUAACUCAUGUCCAAGAGAUUCUUAGAUCUAUCAAGCUUAGUGCAGUGGGAAGCAGUCAUGAUCCAAAAAUGGCAUCAAGGCAAAUUUUCUGAGAGCUCUAACAAUAACUUUAUGCAGAAAAUUCUCUGAAAAUUCUGUUAUUUAAUAAUCAAAGACAAGUCAGUGUUCCUUAUGUCAAGAAGUUGAAUUCUUGCUAUAUGGAGGCUGAAAGUUACUUUAUAGAUAUAAAACCAGCUGGUUUUCUACGUUACUUCUAUCUAAUAAUGCUUACAUGAAUAACAGUCUGGCUAGUGUCUUAGAAUUGAACAAAUUUGCAGAAGUAUCUCAACUUUAUCAGCUUGUCUGUUGACUGCACAUUAUUUAGCCUUUGCUUCUUUUUUGUUUUUAUUUUUUUUUAAAUCAGCUAGUUUCAGAGGUUUGUGGUCAAAGAAUAUGAUGAAGAUGGAAAAUAUUUAUGGGAAGUAAGUUAAAGAAAUUAUAAUUACUAGGUCCAGUUGUGGGCUGUAAAAUGCAGGUCCAAAUAUGAGAUUGACUAUAGUUUUCUCUAAAAAGACUUACAACCUAGUGAGAAGCCUUCUAUGUUUCCUAUGCCAUCAUAGCAACUUACUACAGGAGAGGUAUUGAGAAGAACUGAACCUUCACUGUGCAUUUCUACUAUAGUAAAAAAUUUGUUGGAGGUAGAGAUGCUUGAUAGUAAUUGAGGCAAUGCAGUGCAGUAGACACAGGUUCAACAGGAGGGCAGACACAUUGUAGGGUCAUUCAGAGUGCAGGGCGUGUGUUUGGCUAAUACCACUAGAAACAUUGCCUUCCAGCCAAAACAUCCAACAUAUAUCAUACACUGUGAAUGGGAGAACGAAACCAGUGAGUUGCAUGUAUAUUGUGACUAACUUAGUGAGAAAUCUGAGCUGAGUGGUCUUUUAAUAAUUUUUGAGUGGAACAUACAACUUUAAAUGUUAAUACAUAAAUAAAAAAUAAAUAUAGAAUCAUAGAAUUGUUUGAGUUGGAAAGAACCUUAAAGAUCAUCCAACCUCUUAAAGUUCAGUUCCAACCUCUCUGCCAGGGGCUGGAGCAGUUUGCACUACAGCAGGUUGUUCAAAGCCCCAUCCAGCCUGGCCUUGAACACUUCCAGGAAUGGAGCAUCAACAGCUUCCUUUAGCAUUAUACAUAUAGGGAUCCCAUCCAUUUGCCUUGUUAGAGCAAAUGAGAUUAUUGGGUGACCUGCCUAGAACGUUCUGUAGGGGGAUUUAUAGGCUGUGUUUGAACACUAGAGGGCAACAACAGUUUAUUAAAUAGAAUCAACAAAUGUGAGGAUGUAAAUAUAAAAAUGUUUUAUUUAGCUUGGUUUUUAACUUUCCAGUCAGUGGCUAUUUCACUGCAAAUUAUGUUCCAUGACAAAAAUGUUUUGUUUACUGGAAGGCUCUUGGUGGAAGAUUAUACACAUACUCUUUUUAAGCUUCUAACUAUAUCAUAUAGCAGUAGUGAAGCACUGUCGAAGACAGCAAAACACUAAGUAUAUAAUUGUCUACAUUUUAAUAAUGUCAAAUCAGAUUGUAUUUUUAGUCACAUAUUAGCAUUGUCAGUAAAAAGAGCAGGAGAGAGAUUUCGUAUAAUCAUUCUUUCAACAGUGGUGCUUAAUUAAGCACAUUUUAUGAGCGUACUUAUUCAUCUGAAUAAUAGCGUUGGAUUAUGAAAGAGAAAUAACAGAAUAACUGCAAAAAAAUCCACCUAGUGUGUUAUGCUUUUUGACACUGCUUAUCUAAAAUUUCUGUACAUGGACAGCUCUUAUGGUCUUAAAUGUGCACCAUGCUCCCUGAUGUGAAGUGAUCAAACAGCAACAAACUUUUGCAGAUUGUUCAGGAACUAAACAGAUAUGCCCUUCCUGCUAGUAGGGGAAAAAAAAAGAAGAUAUCUUCCCUCCUGAAAAUAAACAAUAGUGCCUUAAGACAUAAAAAUAAAACUGAAAUCAUAUAGUUUGAUCAUCAGAAUUGGGGUGGCUCUUUCUGAGUACAGUCAUAUAUGUGAGGGCACAAGGCCAAAAGCUGAUUGACUUUAAUCACCUGGAGAGUGUAAUAAAUUCUAUUGCUGCUUGUUUCA